Dibothriocephalus latus is the source of this 207-nucleotide messenger RNA. NCBI's taxonomy places the organism in Eukaryota, Metazoa, Platyhelminthes, Cestoda, Diphyllobothriidea, Diphyllobothriidae. The record is from the annotation of a GenBank genome assembly.
AUGAAAGAUCGUUUCCGUUAUAUCUGUCACCAUCUAUCCGCGGAGGCGUUAUCCAAGGCUUCUUCCUUCGGCGUGAAGUUCAUCGUUGACAUCGACUCACUGCUUUCGUCUCUUCGGCGCAUCAUUGCUACUCUCAAACCUCCGGUUGUUGCUUAUCGACAGUUUUCGUCUCGUCUGCAGCUUUCUGGCGAGAUCGCCCGUGAUUAG